GGGGGCGGACGGCGGGAGGGGGAGCGGGGACGGUCCGUCUCCCUAGAUGAGGGCAGGAAACACCCCCUCCCGCCCGGGGGCCCAACCGGAAAUCUGCCUUGCUCUGAAUCAACUAGUCCCCAGCCCCCGGCUCCGAGCGCGGCACCUGGGCAGGGCAGCGCGCCGGGACCCCUGGGCGCUCUCGGGCACCGCUCGCUCGGUCUGUGCGCCCCGGGUUACCGCUGCUGGCUCCGCCGGGCACUUCGGCUCCGUGUUCGCCCCGCCGAGCUUUGCCCACCAUGGGGCAGCAGCCGCGCCGGGCUGGCAGUGGGCGAGGCGGCGGGAGCCCCAGCUCCUGAAAUUCCCUCUCAUAGGUCGAACCGCGUGUUGGUGUGAGAGUGGCGGGGGGGAAGCCUGUGGUUUCGUGCCCGGGCCGGGCUGCACAUCGCACCAGAAGCAAACGGCGGAUUUGGACCUGCCAUCCCCACCGCCGGCAGAGACACCCCGGGCCACAAACAGGAAAGGAUCGAUUGCGCCCCAGAUUGAGAGUGAAGCGAAUAAUUCCCUGCCGCCUCCUUAGCCCUUCCUUGAAAAUCGAGACCAGACUGGCCAUUGUGAGUGAUGGGUCUUGGAGGGGAGCUCGGGAUCCGGCCCCUGCUUCUGGACGGCAAAAAAUCCUAUUCAACACAAGGAAGUUGAAUCCCGCUUAGUGUUGGGGAGAAUCCAGUGGGGGGGAAAUACCAGAGACAAGAUUUAUAAUUUCAUCCUCAGGAACUACCCUUCCUCCCGACAGCACAUGCGAUCAGCCGGCUGUGGAUUUUAUACUUGCGUCCAAAUGUAUUUAUUUUUUUAAAGUUAGCUGGGUGGCUGUUGGCUUUUUUUUUUUUUUUUUUGAAAGAGUCUUACCCCUGGACUAGUGUCGGAGACGCGCCUUCUCUUUGCAAUGGGAUUGCAGAUUUCUUAGCUGUGUUGUGGUCACGCUAAAUUCACGACUUGCCCUCCACCCUGAAGUUUCCAUAUAUGAAAUGGAAAAUCGAGGGCUGUUCGGCGCCCUUUGUUACCUGAUGUUCAAUGCACCCCUGCUGUUCAUAGUAAACGCUACAUUUACUGAAGUUCCCAAAGAUGUGACUGUUAGGGAGGGAGAUGAUAUUGAGAUGCCUUGUGCGUUUCGGGCCAGCGGAUCCACCUCUUACUCCUUGGAAAUCCAGUGGUGGUACCUUAAAGAACCAGCCAGAGAACUUGCCCAUGAAUUAGCCAUCAGUGCCCCUGGCAGCAGAAGCAAGGUAACAAAUAAGGAUGCAACUAAAAUCAGCACGGUGCGGGUCCAGGGCAAUGACAUCUCGCACCGGCUGCGGCUGUCCGGCGUGCGGCGGCAGGACGAGGGCGUGUACGAGUGCCGGGUGUCGGACUACAGCGACGACGAGACCCAGGAGCACAAAGCCCAGGCGCUGCUGCGGGUCCUGUCGCGCUUCUCCCCGCCCGACAUGCAGGCGGCCGAGGCGGUCUCGCACAUCCAGAGCAGCGGGCCGCGCAGGUACAGCCCGGCCAGCAGGGCCACCGCCGAGCCCGGCCUGGAGAAGCGCCUGCUGCCGCCCCAGGGAGUCGGGGCCGCGGCCGCCGCCUCAUCAUCCGCAGCUUCCACCACCGCGGCGUCCUCCUCGGCCUCGCCCCCUCCCGGCAAGGCCGCCAUCCUCCGCCAGCAGCACGGAUCAGGUACAGGACCUAUUUAUGCUACAGACCCACUCCUAUAUAUGUUCCUGUUAAUACUGCAUAAGCUUGUACACUUAUUAGUAAACCACUGAUGGACUAUUUUAUCCAAUAUUCCUAAACCAAACAAAAAGGAACCUAUUUAAAAACAAAACAAACCCUUGAUAAGAACUGUAGUUUUAAAGAUGGACAGAGAGAGACUGAAAGAAGCAUGACAAAUUGUACAUGGGGAGGGGGAAACAUAUUUUUGGGGACGUUACACAAAAUAAACCACCUAAAAUAAUGCAUCUAGUUUCCAGAUUAUAUGGUGUAAAGCCAUGCUCUGUGCAUGGCACCUAUGAUUUCUCUAUUUUAAUGUAAUAUUUUUUCUUUUCUAAACCUUCCUUCUGACUAUUCAUUUUGCACGAACUGUUGAGCAGUUAUCUUUAUGAUAAUAUGUAAAGAUGUUGAGUCAAAGCCCUUCUAAAGAAGGGAAAUAUUUUUAGUAGAUUAUUGUGUUUUAGGUUUUUUGGAUUUCCUUUUUCUGUUUUUUAAUUAAAGUAAAUUAUUUCUUUUUGAGACAUUUUGAUUAAAAAAGGCACAUCUUACCAUAAUUAAUAUUCACUAUCAAUAAUAUUUAUUUUUAAAUAAAGAUUGGAAGCAAGGUAAGACAUUUGUUUAUAAACUGUAUUGUAUAUUGCUGAAUAACAGUUGAAUAAAAAGAUUUUGAAAUAAUGUUU
Molecule: messenger RNA, 2405 nt
Organism: Malaclemys terrapin pileata
Lineage: Eukaryota; Metazoa; Chordata; Testudines; Emydidae
Gene: VSTM2B
Product: V-set and transmembrane domain containing 2B
Exons: 6
Coding region: 1005-1781 (258 amino acids)
Source: RefSeq, a predicted model, not a curated record